Messenger RNA from Suillus discolor, 1875 nucleotides. RefSeq names its product P-loop containing nucleoside triphosphate hydrolase protein. Lineage: Eukaryota; Fungi; Basidiomycota; Agaricomycetes; Boletales; Suillaceae. Gene Ontology annotation, molecular function: translation release factor activity; GTP binding; GTPase activity. The transcript has 6 exons. Gene Ontology annotation, cellular component: translation release factor complex. The record is from RefSeq and is a predicted model, not a curated record. The coding region runs from base 86 to 1843 and encodes 585 amino acids. Gene Ontology annotation, biological process: translational termination; nuclear-transcribed mRNA catabolic process, deadenylation-dependent decay; translation.
AUGACUCUGACUGAUAAAAUUCAAUGAUCUAGUACGGCUCUACUUAAAUUCUCAACCACGACAUCGCCGCUGAUCUAGUUCAACGAUGAGCAAGCUCAACGCAGGCGCAUUCGAGUUCGUUCCAGGUCGCGCAUUUGUGCUACCUCAGAAAAGUCAAACGCCUCCUUCAAAACCUCCCCUCGAGCGCCCUCUCCAAACUGAAGCUCCACCUCCAGCUCCUACCAUCACCCUUAACAUCGGCGGAUCGAACACUCCCGUUGCUCCUGCUCCCGCACCCGCUCCUGCUUUACAGUCAAGAUCUGCUCCUGCUCCUACUCCACAGUCAAAACCUACUCUACCACCGUCUGUAUCUGCGAGCACCACACCAUUACAAUCUUCUUCUCCUACACCACCUACUAACAAAGUAUUUUCCACUGAACGAGCCAAGACAGACACCACAUCCAUUGCAAAGGAAGUCCAGGCUAUUGCAGACCAGGAAGUCCUUAAGGAUCUUUUUGGUGAUGUCAAAGAACAUCUUAACAUCGUCUUCAUCGGUCAUGUAGAUGCUGGAAAAUCAACUCUUGGCGGGAACCUCCUAUAUAUCUCUGGUGGUGUUGACAAGCGCACCAUGGAGAAAUACGAGAAAGAGGCAAAAGAAGCUGGCCGUGAAACGUGGUACCUUUCCUGGGCGCUCGAUAGCACCCCUCAGGAGCGCUCAAAGGGGAAAACCGUCGAAGUCGGUAGAGCCUACUUCGAGACAUCGUUUCGAAGAUAUACCAUUCUAGAUGCUCCAGGCCACAAGACUUAUGUUCCGAGCAUGAUUAGCGGUGCUGCCCAAGCGGAUGUCGCAAUACUCGUCAUCUCCGCACGCAAAGGUGAAUUUGAAACUGGUUUCGAAAGAGGUGGCCAGACCCGCGAACACGUCAUGCUCGUGAAAACCGCCGGCGUCAGCAAAAUCGUCAUCGUCAUCAACAAGAUGGAUGAUCCGACUGUCAACUGGGACAAAGGCAGAUACACUGAGAUCAAGGAUAAGUUGACCCCAUUCGUGAAAUCUGCUGGUUUCAAUCCCAAAACGGACGUCACCUUUAUACCUGCAUCUGGAUAUACGGGUCAGAAUCUAAAGGAUCGCGUAGCAAAGUCUAUCUGCUCAUGGAAUGAUGGCCCCUCCUUCCUUGAACAUAUGGACAACAUGCCCAUGGUCGACCGCAAGAUCAAUGCUCCCCUCAUGAUGCCAGUCUCCGAAAAGUAUAAAGACAUGGGUGCCAUCAUCGUCGGCAAGAUCGAAUCCGGACACAUUCGAAAGGGAGACUCUCUAACCCUCAUGCCGAACAAAUCUGCUGUUGAAGUCGCCGCCAUCUACAAUGAGAUGGAAGAAGAGGUGCCCAGUGCGAUCUGCGGUGACAACGUGCGCGUGAGACUCAGGGGCGUGGAGGACGAAGAUAUCAGCCCUGGAUUUGUACUCACGAGUCCGAAGUCUCCUGUGAGAGCGGUGAGGCAAUUCGAGGCGCAGCUUGCAAUUUUGGAACAUAAGAAUAUCAUUUGUGCGGGAUAUUCGGCUGUCAUGCACGUGCACACACUUUCCGAAGAGGUUACAUUGCCUGCUCUACUACACUACUUUGACAAAGCUACCGGUCGCAAGUCGAAGAAACCGCCUCAAUUCGCAAAGAAGGGCCAAAAAGUCGUGGCGCUCAUAGAAACGACUCUCCCCAUCUGCGUCGAGCGCUUCGUUGAUUACCCCCAACUCGGUCGCUUCACGCUGCGUGACGAGGGCAGAACAAUUGCUAUUGGAAAGAUCACAAAACUUCAUGACGAUCGCGUCGAUGAGGCCACAGAGGGCAUGGCACAUGUGUCGGUUGCGGCGUAAGGUGCUUGCGUGUGCUUGCAUCAUACUUCCAC